This is a messenger RNA of Striga asiatica, 1247 nucleotides long. NCBI's taxonomy places the organism in Eukaryota, Viridiplantae, Streptophyta, Magnoliopsida, Lamiales, Orobanchaceae. The record is from the annotation of a GenBank genome assembly.
CAAAUUUUCGUUUUCCCUAAAAGCCAAACACGCCCCAAGUACGAAUACCAUGUUGAACAAACGCAUAUUUACAUACACACACCACACAGUGCGGUGCCCUCCGAUUUCUGAUCUUUUCUUUUCUUCUUCUCUACUUCGUCUCCUCUGUUUCAUUGCUUAUUCACCUUCGCAACCGUACUACCUUUUCAACCUCUUUCCCAAUUCUUGCCGGAAGAUAGCAGAGGGAGGUAAAAAGAAGACCAGAAAAAAAAGGGGUUUACUUGGUUUUAUUUUAUUUUUUAUUUUUUACAGGUGGUGGUUUUCCGAUGGCGGCGCCGCCGGUGAAAUCGCAGCCAUUGCACAACUUCCCUCUGUCCUACCUGAGAUGGGCCCGCAAGAAAUCGUCCUCCGCCGCACCCGGCCCUGUCCCCCACCACGAUCGGCCCCGCCGCUGCGUUUCCCCUGAUCAAGGCGGCCUCCGGUGUCCCGACCCGGAGUCCGACCACGACGACCCUGUAAAGAAUCCUCCGGACGAUUCGGACCCAAAGGACACCGUUCUAGCUGCUCCUGCUGCGGCGGCGGUUGAGGAGGAAGACGAGGAGGAGGAGGCCAAGCCGUGGAACCUGCGGCCGAGGAAGGAGGUAGCGAAGGGAACGAGCUGUGCAGAGAAAAACGAUAAGAAGAACACUGUUAGCUGCAACGGGCUAAAGUCGCAGAGGCUGAGGGGCAUGGCGGAAGGGGCGCACAAUGGCGGGGGCGAGAGGGAGGGAAAGAGGAAAAUCUGGAUUUCUCUUUCGAAGGAGGAAAUCGAAGAGGAUAUUUACUCUUUUACCGGCGGCAAGCCUUCCCGGCGGCCGAAGAAAUGGCCUAGGAAUGUUCAGAAACAGCUAGAUAACGUAUUUCCCGGAAUGUAUUUGGUUGGGGUUUCAGCUGAUUCGUAUCGAGUUAUAAUGUCCUGGUAUGUCUUGAUCUUAGGUGGAUGUGAAGUCAAAUGGAGGCUUGAAUGCAAAGUGGGUUAUUUCCCACAAUGAUUUGUCGGUUUUUUGAGUCGAACUCCAAUCCUCCGUUCGGGGUAAAAGAAAAGAUAAAAGAGGUAGGCCCAAAUGAAGUUGGAAGUUGCAAUGAUGGGCCCAGGUGAAAUUUGCAAAUUGUGAUGAUGGCCCAAUUGUCUCAGGUCGUUAGUCCAACUCCAACAGCUGCUUUAUAAUGUGUAAUUUAUUUAUAAGUAUAUUGUUAUUUGCGGUUUAUUUUUAUUAUUGGUUUUCAAA